Molecule: messenger RNA, 3188 nt
Organism: Trifolium pratense (red clover)
Lineage: Eukaryota; Viridiplantae; Streptophyta; Magnoliopsida; Fabales; Fabaceae
Product: ETHYLENE INSENSITIVE 3-like 3 protein
Exons: 3
Coding region: 393-2414 (673 amino acids)
Cellular component (GO): nucleus
Molecular function (GO): DNA binding; DNA-binding transcription factor activity
Source: RefSeq, a predicted model, not a curated record
AUAAUAAAUAAUAUACUAAUUAGACAUGAAGACCAAAAAGGAAAAAACUUUGAAUCAUUUAAUUUGUGGAGUGACAAGGUACACAGUACAAUGAAAUAGGCGUAAUGCAGGGAAUAGAAUCUUCAACAUUCAAUGUUUCUCUUUCUAUCUCUCUCUUCUUUCUCUCUCUAUUAUCUAAUUUUUAAGCAUCAUCAUAGUUGAAAUUCACUCAUUUUUUUCGGUAGCAAAAUCAAAACCCUUUUUGGGUUCUUUUCAUUCUUCAGCAAUAUCAAUAAAAAAAAAACGCAGCGUACCCAUAACGAAUCAAAUCCCAAAGUUCGAUUUUUUUUGUGGUUGCAAUUCCAAGAUUUCACCUUUCGUGUUCGUGUAAUCUAUCGAACCAAUUUUCAUAGAUGGCUGAAAUUGAAGAAAUUGGACCUGAUGUUUGCUCAGAUUUAGAUGUUGACGAUAUCAGAGAUCAAAACAUACCGGAGAAAGAUGUUAGUGACGAAGAUAUUGAACCGGAAGAUUUGGAGAGGCGGAUGUGGAAGGAUCGUAUCAAACUCAAAAGGCUCAAGGAAAAACAAAAGCUUGAAGCACGGCAAGCUGCAGAGAAGCAAAAGCCAAGGCAAUCAUCUGAUCAAGCUCGUAGGAAGAAAAUGUCGAGGGCACAAGAUGGGAUUCUUAAGUAUAUGCUGAAGCUCAUGGAAGUCUGCAAAGCUCGUGGAUUUGUGUAUGGAAUCAUUCCUGAGAAGGGGAAGCCAGUAAGUGGUUCCUCUGAUAACAUCAGAGCUUGGUGGAAAGAAAAGGUCAAAUUCGAUAGGAAUGGUCCUGCAGCCAUAGCCAAGUAUGAAGCAGAGUGUCUUGCUAUGAUUGAGGCUGACAAUAACCGAAACGGGAACCCUCAGAGCAUGCUCCAAGACCUGCAAGAUGCAACUCUCGGGUCGCUCUUGUCUUCUUUGAUGCAACACUGUGAUCCUCCUCAGAGGAAAUAUCCGUUGGAAAAGGGUGUUCCCCCGCCUUGGUGGCCUACCGGGAAUGAAGAUUGGUGGUUACAUUUGAAUUUACCUCAUGGUCAGGGUCCUCCUUACAAGAAACCUCACGAUUUAAAGAAGAUGUGGAAAGUGGGAGUGCUAACUGCUGUGAUAAAACACAUGUCACCUGAUAUCGCAAAAAUAAGGAGGCACGUCCGCCAAUCAAAAUGCUUGCAAGACAAGAUGACGGCAAAGGAAAGUUCAAUUUGGUUGGGGGUAUUAAGUCGAGAAGAAGCUCUCAUUAGGCAGCCUAGUAGUGAUAAUGGUACGUCUGGAAUAACCGAAAUGCCAGUCGGUAUUCCUAUUGAGAAUAAGCAACCUGGUACUAGUAGUGCAAGCAACUAUGAUGUUGAGAACUAUGAUGUUGAUGUUACUGACGAUGGCGUUGGUUCUGUUUCUUCCAAAGAAGACAGGAGCAAUCAGUUUAUGGAUGCCGAGCCAUCAGAUAACUUGCGCAGGAGUUCUGUCAAAGACACAGAUAGAGCUCAAAAACCUAGAAAGAAACGACCACGUUCAAGGUCAAAAGCAGCCAACAAAUUACCAGCGCAAUCUGACAAUGAAAUUUUAAAUGUUGAACCUAUAAGCAAAGUGCCCAACAUCAAUGGAAGAGAAGCACAUGCAGUUGGACUCCUCCGGAUUCAUGGAAAUGAACAGGUCAAUGGAACUGAUUCUGUUUUGAGACUGCCUGAAAGAGGACACGAGGUGCCAGUUCAACUAGCAGCACCCGAGUUUGAUCAUUACUCUUAUAUGCAUGCAAACAACGUAAUGUCUCCAGAAAGCGUGUAUAUGAGUGGAAGGCCAUUGCACUAUCCUCACUUGCAAAACCCUCCUGACAUGCCUCAUGAAGAUACUUAUAUCUUCAAUACAGUCGGAGGAGGAUAUGGUCCUAGUCAGGAUGGGCCGCAUCAACAUCUGCAGCCCGGUCCCGCUGCGAACAUUGAACCAGGAUAUGGUCCUAGUCAGGAUGGGCCACAUCAGCAUCUGCAGCCCGGUCCCGCCGCAAACAUUGAACCAGGAUAUGGUCCUAGUCAGGAUGGGCCACAUCAGCAUCUGCAGCCCAGUCCCGCCGCAAACAUUGAACCAGGAUAUGGUCCUAGUCAGGAUGGGCCGCAUCAGCAUCUGCUUCCUAGUCCUGUUGCAAACAUUGAACCAAUUAGGCAACCAGAGAAUGCUGCAAUCACUAUGCCUCCAGCACAUAUGAGAGGUGAUGAAAUUACUGGAGGAGACAUGAAUUAUUUUGCUAAAGACGCAUUCCAAAACGAGCUCGAUAGGCCUAUAGAACCUUUCUUUGGAUCACCAAUCAGUAACAUGCCAUUUGAUUUUGGAGGCCUUAACAGUCCACCGUUCCAUUUAGAUGAUUUCUUGGGUGAUGAUGAGAUGAUUCAGUACUUUGGAGCAUAGAAGAUUAUUGAAACUAGUUAGUGACUUAACAGAAGUUGAACUACAGAAAUUCCAGCAGUCGCUGUUCAAAUGGGUGAAGGUUCCCCUGAUUGAUCUUAGCGUUUAUGCAGUUUGAGGUGGAAAAAUGGUGUGAUAUUCUUAACAUUGACAGGUCUUAAAUUCGUGGAACUUGAAGAACCGAUGUAUGAUUUUUGUUCAAUUAAUUACUCCAUUAUCAUAUCAAUAUGUUUGGGGUUUCAUGUAAAAAUGCAUUGAUUGUUGUUGGGUUGACUGAAUAUUUAGGUAAAUUUCUUUGGGAUAGGAUUGUUGAAAUUGCUUCUAAAUUUAAUAAAUUAUCAGUCUCGGAUAACCUAUGCUGUUUUCUUAUUUUGCUGGAGCAUGCCAUUUUUAGGUUGCUUCUAAAUUUAAUAAAUUAUCAGUCUCUGUGAUAACCUAUGCAUCUAUGAACCAUCGGAUUGUGCUGGUAAUUUGCCGGCUGCGUUUGACCUUGAACAUGGUCGUUUCUUUCUAGGUUUUGAGCUCGAUCUGUGUCUUUGACAGAACUCCUGCGCAAGUUAUCUGAUGGUUCGGUAUCCAUAAACUGAUUGCUCCUGUCUUCUUUGGAAGCAACAGAACCAAUACCAUCGUCAGUAACAUCAACAUCAUAGUUCUAAACUUCACAUUUGUUUCCUCUUACAGAACUUGACCAGAAUAGAUUUCGUAGAGCAUGUGUAAAAUGUGUUUACGUAAUGUACGCAAACUUAAUUUCCACAUUGAGCUGACUAGUUUUUAACA